AUGGUCAGAGAACAUUAUGCAGAAUUAAAAGUGAUCACAUACUCUGGUCGUGGAGCUGGAGAUGAGCAAAUCUUGAAAACUAUCAACAACGCUGGAACUGUAACGUUGCUCUCAAGAAAACCAACGAAGAAAAGUAUAAUACCACACCAAGUCUAUCUGAUCUCGAGCAAAACUGCGUAUUACAUCGCCAAUUACUUUCCCCAGGUAACAAAAGAAUUUUCGUGGAAUCCAUUAGCCUUAUUUUUGAUCAUCAUGAGAGAUCUUAAGAAAAGUGAUUUGAGAAUAAUAUUUGAUACUUUUCUGAAGCUGCACGCACGCCAUGUUAUAGUUAUGAAUGCCACUGACGACGCUCAUUUGUUCGGUUACAACCCUUUCGAUAACUAUGCUUGUGGUAAACGAUACGAUAACAUCAUCGACUAUGGGAAAUGUUCAAACUCGUUCUUCUAUGAUCUUUACCCAGAAAAUAUUGUUACUCAGCUACGAAACUGUACAUUCGAUGUGGUUAUAACUCAAUGGCCACCAUACACAAUACUUACUACUAACGACACAAACAUGGCAUCUCCUCUUAGGAAUGGAGUAGAGCCUUACAUAUUUCAAUUAAUCGGGCGUAUACUAGAAUUCGACAUUAAUAUCAUAAAUGAUUAUGCGGCUGUUGAAGAAGUUCCAUCGGUAUCUACAGAGAUGGAAGCAGUUGGGUCGUUGAAAAAGGUGCAAGACAAUGAAGCUGAUGCAGUACUGGGAGGCCUGUUGCUGACACCGUCUCGAGCAUUGGCAUUCUCCUUUGUAUACGGCCAUCUUGCUUAUACAGAUGAGAUACGAUUUGUAGUAAAACGAGCUUCUCAUGUACCUCCAUGGAAGAAUAUUUAUUUAGAAUUUGAAACAAAUGUUUGGAUUCUGCUACUGGUAUCUCUUAUAAUCUACUCUAUAUUAGUAAUUAUAUUACUGCGCACAGAAGACAAAAGCGACGUUGUGUUAACGCUUUACAGCAAUCUCUUGCUGCAUGGGCAUACUAUCAGUAGCAGAUGGUCUGUGAAGUGUGUGCUCAUACUAUGGAUGUGGUUCGCGUAUUUGAUGAACUCCUUCUACCAGUCAGGUCUUGUGAGUCUGACUACAAACCCAGCCAGUGAAUAUCAGAUCAGCAAUGAAGAAGAUAUCGCUCGUCAUGGGCUAAAACCGUGCUUUAGUUCAGUAAUGGAGAAAUACUACAUAGAGUCUGUGCAAUCGGAUGAUAACUACAAGAGAAUUGAGGGCUGUGUGGGAUUAGUAGAAAGUAUAACGACUGUAAUAAAAUCAAAUGAUCUGUAUUCUAUGAUGUUGAAUGGACAAUAUGAUUACAAUGAAGAGCUAUUUCUGGACGAUUAUGGUAAUACAUUGGUUAUGUUACUGGCGAAGCCUUAUUCUAAGGUGAUGUACUCUAUAUUCCUGUAUAAAGGGUUCCCUAUGAUACAUCAGCUGCAUCACACGUCCCUUCGUCUCAGAGAACUGGGAUUGGUGGAUAAAGUCAUCGAUGAUAUGAACUACCUUCAAGACUUGAAACAGCAUUUUAUAAAGGAAGAUUUCCAAGUACGUUUUGCUAUUCCAUGGAGGAUCUAUAUUUUUGGUUGCUCGAUGGCUACAAUCACAUUCGUUAUUGAAUUGAAUAUGCCUAGGAACCAAUUGUUUGUACAGUAA
Messenger RNA from Spodoptera frugiperda (fall armyworm), 1671 nucleotides. RefSeq lists its product as uncharacterized. NCBI's taxonomy places the organism in Eukaryota, Metazoa, Arthropoda, Insecta, Lepidoptera, Noctuidae. The transcript has a single exon. Bases 1 to 1671 code for a protein of 556 amino acids. The record is from RefSeq and is a predicted model, not a curated record.